This is a messenger RNA of Phanerochaete carnosa HHB-10118-sp, 1845 nucleotides long. RefSeq lists its product as uncharacterized. Gene Ontology annotation, biological process: protein phosphorylation. The coding region runs from base 1 to 1845 and encodes 614 amino acids. Lineage: Eukaryota; Fungi; Basidiomycota; Agaricomycetes; Polyporales; Phanerochaetaceae. The transcript is spliced from 3 exons. Gene Ontology annotation, molecular function: protein kinase activity; ATP binding. The record is from RefSeq and is a predicted model, not a curated record.
AUGGACGCCGAAGUGUCCGCCGCAAAGAAGCCAAAACUUGACCCGAGCUCGGGACAGUCCCCCGGUGCCGGGAAAUCCGUCGCCACAGACGCACACUACCAGGCCGCAAGCUAUGCGCUCGAAGUCAUGUCUUCCACCAACGGCACUCGUACGCACAGCAUCGGCUCGAUGUUCAAGAGCGACAAGAUCUCCUUCUGGUUCUAUGACUCUUUCGGCAUCGUCAGGACCGACGACUCGCAGUCACUAUCCCUGGUGGACCAGUUCGAAGAGGUAGCGGCCAUCGUGGUCGCCAUCGCCUGUUGCGACGCGACACGGCUGGGUGUCAUGCAAGGCGUCACUCCUCCCAAGGGAUCCAAGUAUCCGGCGAAUUUUCCUCCCGCCAACCUCACUGGGUAUACGAUCAAGAUGCCGCUGCCCAACAAGCGCAGGGCACGGCAGCCGCAGAUGGUGGUGACGCUCGACAAGCCUCUGUUCUGCCAGUAUGCCUUGGUAGGCCGCCACACGACUGUGUACACUGCGACGACGAGUGUUGCCGUCGGACGGAAGAAGGGCAGGGCGGUGAUUGUGAAGCUGUCGCAGCAGGCGAAGGGCAGGAAGCCCGAGCAAGACUUCCUUACUGCGGCCUUGGGAGCUGGCGUGGAUCAUUUACCGGAGCUUCACUCCUCGAUGGAUCUCUGGUCUCUGUCUGACGGCAUCCGCAGCGUGUUUCUCAAGAGGGAUCCGGGCCACAGCGAGAUAUUCGAAGAUCGAAUCCUGCGAGCGAUAGUUUACACACAGUAUCUUCCGUUGCAACAGUUCCUUGCGGAGUCCUCUGACGCUCCCGAGUAUAUCCGGCUCAUGGUCGACCAGAUGAUGGAAUGCCUCCAUGACCUGCGCCACAAAGCCAAAAUCGUCCAUCGCGACGUGAGCCCGAACAACAUCAUGAUCGAGAUGCGCAACCACAAACCAUUCUUCAUCCUUAACGACUUCGAUCUCGCGACCUUCGUCCAGGACAACGGCACGCGGCUCCAUCCGGCGUCCUCUAAGCACCGCACUGGCACACUGCCUUUCAUGGCUAUCGAGAUCUUGCAGGACAUGGACACCCCUCUGCCGGUUGCCAAAUCCCGCCGUAUCGAGCUCCAAAUCGCUCACCGCCUGCGACACGACUGGGAGUCUCUUCUGUGGGUCGCGCUGUGGUGCAUGCUGACGAUGGACUCCGACGUCUCAGGGACGGAGCUCGAGAGCAAGAUCGUGAGCUUUCUGUCCGACUGGGAGUCCGGCGAACUCAGCACAAUCGCGGACGUAAAAACGUCGGUCAUCUACAACUCGACUCGUGCUGAAAAACUCGUCCCUUCCCGUUUCAGAGGCCUUAUCCCGUGGUUAAAACGAUGGUGCCGCGUCGUCCGGGAUGGCUACGACGUCGUUAGCAACCAGCGGCGCUUAUCUCGUAAGGAGAUUAUUAGCGCGGAUAGAGAGACAUUGAAUGGAACCAUUACCUUGGAGAAACUGAAGGAGGCGCUGCAUGCUUCUGAAGAAGUAUCUGGCGAGGAAGAGGAAGAAGAGGAGGAGGAAGAAGAGGAAGAUCUCUCUGAGGAUUGCCCGGAUAUACUCAAGAGCGGAGCCUCAGGCUACAAGUCACACAUGACUACCGGCACACUACCGUUCAUGGCCAUCGAAAUACUGCAGGACAUGGAUAUUCCCCUAACCGUAGCCAAGCCCGGCCGUAUCGAGCUUCAAAUCGCUCACCGCCUGCGACACGACUGGGAGUCUCUUCUGUGGGUCGCGCUGUGGUGCAUGCUGACGACGGACCCUGACGCCUCCGGGACGAAGCUCGAGAGCAAGAUCGUGAGCUUUCUGUCCGACUGA